AUAAUAUCUGCCAGAGUGUAAACGACAGACAAAACUAGCUUUGCAGUUAUUCAGAAAACUUUGACGGUGUAAGACGCUUUCUAGUUAUCACAAAAAUAGUUUCACUAAGUGUACUAUCAAGUAAAGAACAAUGAAUAUCAAAUUUUUUUAUUUAUUAUCGACUUUUGUCGGAGUUUUUGCGUUAGUUUUAAAUGUGAAUGCUAAAUACGAAAAUGUUCCAUCUGAUAUUCAGAAAACUUAUUUGCCGUACAUUGAUUGCGUUCUAGACCGAAAAUCAUGUAACUUUAUAGGAGACCAAGUUAAAAAAUUGCUGCCUGAUUGGUUUAAAAAUGAAUGUGCUGAUUGCGAUUCGAUGAUAAAAUCAGAAGCAAAAAAAAGGAUACCCAAUAUACAAAAAUAUUUCCCUGAAGAUUGGCAAUUAAUUGAACAAAAGUAUGGUGGUAAAUCGACUGCUAAGCAAACGCGCCCGACAUUUUCGGCACCGAGUAAAUCAACCAUUGUAAUUGGAGGAGAAAAAUCCCGUCCAAAAUUUUCCGCGCCCAGCAAACCAACGGACCAGGACAAUCAACCACGCGAAAAACUAAUAAUAUCGGGAAAUACAGCUUCUCCUGAAGUUUUAUUCGCAAACGAUCAAUCUUUCGGAGCGAAAGCUGUCGUAUGUUUAAUAAUGAAGAAAAAUUGUGACGAGCAAAUGAAGUUCUUCAAAAGAUCAAUUUUUCUUUUUACAAUAAUCAAUACAUGCCCCGGAUGCGAAAAUCCAAAGGUUUAUGAGUUUUUCACACAAACGAAGAAUUUUUUGAAAAAAUCCUUUCCUCAAGUCUUACAAGACAUUAUUGUUAAUAAAGGAGAAUAAGUAGCAUAAUUUAAUAAAUAAUCAUGUUCAUAAACUAUGUAUCGUAUUAACAUUUAUAAAUAACAUCUUCAUUGAAUAAAAUUAUCAAAAUAUAAAAAUAA
Cotesia glomerata is the source of this 954-nucleotide messenger RNA. RefSeq lists its product as uncharacterized. NCBI's taxonomy places the organism in Eukaryota, Metazoa, Arthropoda, Insecta, Hymenoptera, Braconidae. The coding region runs from base 131 to 853 and encodes 240 amino acids. The record is from RefSeq and is a predicted model, not a curated record. The transcript has 3 exons.